Messenger RNA from Elaeis guineensis (African oil palm), 3560 nucleotides. RefSeq names its product receptor-like protein kinase THESEUS 1. The record is from RefSeq and is a predicted model, not a curated record. NCBI's taxonomy places the organism in Eukaryota, Viridiplantae, Streptophyta, Magnoliopsida, Arecales, Arecaceae. Gene Ontology annotation, molecular function: ATP binding; protein kinase activity. Gene Ontology annotation, biological process: protein phosphorylation.
AGAGAGAGAGAGAGAGAGAGAGAGCUACUAGCCGUGGCAAAGGUCCGAUUUUGAUUGUUUUGCGUUCUGUCUCUCUGGUUCUGGAUCUUCGAACUGGAAGUACGAUCCAAGUCCACCCCAUUUUGUUUCAAAGGUCUGGUUUUUUCCUUUUAGGGCAGCUCCUUCGUGGAUCUGGGCUUUUUGAGAUUUUGUCGUUGUCCCUUUUUUUUUUCUUUUGGAUUUUUUGGAGCUUGAAUUUUUGCCGAUGUCGUUCCCCUGAGAUUUGCUGCAUAAAAGUUCGAUUUUCGGGUUUUUUUUCUUUCGUAUUUUCUUUUAAUUUGGGUAAAACAUGUGGAGUUCUUGAUUCGGGAUCGGUUUUGAUACAUUGUAGGGGUUUGAACUUUCUUCUUUUAUCGAGUCUCAAAGUAGAAAUUUUGGGUUUGGUGGCCGGUGGCUUCCGGACAAGGAGAGCAUUUAAGAUUUUGGAUUAGUUUUACCAAUCUUGGUUUUGAGAAUUUAGGAGUUCGAGGAGCAAGAUCUGCUGCAUUCUGUGGUUUGUUUGCUAUAGCAUUACUUUCGGAGCUUCUACAUUUUGACCUCUAGAUUUUGAGCAAGAGAUUAGGCCUGGAGGAUUGGGGGGUUUUUCUUUUAGGAGAAAUGUGGAUUUGGCGAUUCUAGAUAUCUGGGGAUUAGAAAUCUUUGAGCGAUCUAUCUGGUCUGGUGUUUAUCUUGGUUGGUGUUGGAGAUGAAGGAGAUGAGACGGUUGAGCUGGAUCUCUUUUCUCUUUUCUCUUUCUUUCGGCACCUUCUUAGUUGAUGUUUCUUCUGCUGCAUUCACCCCUGCUGACAACUACCUCCUUGCUUGUGGUUCCUCCCAAAACGUCUCAGUCCAAGGCCAGGUCUUUGUUCCUGAUUCACAGCAGUCUUCAUUUGUUCUAAAAACUUCUGGAGAUGGUACCUUUUCCACCUCCACUUCUGCUCUUCCAUCACCCAUAUAUCAGUCCCUUCGUAUAUUCUCCGAACCGGGCUAUUACAGAUUUGAUAUCCAGCAACCGGGCCGGCACUGGAUCCGCCUCUAUUUCUAUCCUCUUCCAAAUUCUGACCAUGACUUGAGCUCAGCCCCCCUGACGGUUGUCGCGGAUAAGUUUGUUCUCAUGAACAAUUUCACUUUCAAGAAUUCCAACUCUACAUAUCUGUUCAAGGAGUAUUCAGUGAAUGUGACCUCCAAUUUGUUGGGUCUUACCUUUAUUCCAUCAAAUGGCUCUGUUUCAUUUGUGAAUGGGAUCGAAGUCGUCUCGGUUCCUGAUGAAUUGAUCAAUGAUCAGGCUCUGGCUAUACCCAGUGCUCCUUUCAGUGGUCUUUCUGACCUCGGUCUUGAGACCAUGUAUCGCUUGAACAUGGGGGGUCCUUUGCUCACUCCUCAGAAUGACUCGCUUGGGAGAACUUGGCGGACUGAUGGUGAAUACCUCCAUGUUAACAGCUCUGCAGUGAAGGUGUCUGUAGAUCCUGCAACUAUCCAGUAUCCUGAUGUGAUGACUGAAGACAUAGCACCGAAAUGGGUGUAUGCCACUGCAGAAGCAAUGGGAGAUGCGAAUGUAACGGACUUGAAUUUCAACAUCACGUGGAUCUUCACCGUCGACCCGAGCUUCCUUUACUUGAUUCGUUUCCACUUCUGCGAUAUUGUCAGUAAGGCUCUGAACACACUGGUUUUCAAUGUUUAUGUAAAUUCAGACAUUGCUAUUGCAAGCUUGGAUUUAUCAGCUCUAAAAGGUGACCUAUCGGUGCCUUACUACAAGGAUUUUGUUUCGAAUUCAUCAAAUGGUUCAAAUACCAUGUCUGUAAGUGUUGGUCCAGAUACGGUGGCUGAUCUUAGCAAUGCAAUCCUGAAUGGUUUGGAGAUUAUGAAGAUUAGCAAUGAUAUCAAAAGCUUGGAUGGACUCUAUGCCAUUAAAGAUCUUUUGCCUGAGUCACCCUCAAGGAAGAACAAGUUGGGAACUAUAAUUGGGAUAGUUGUGGGAUCUGUAGCUGCUGUUGGGUUAAUGGUCUUGAGCUAUUGCUGUUUCAUGGCUCGCAGAUCAAAAACUAGCCACCGUAGUCACCCAUGGUUACUACUUCCCUUGUAUGGAAACUCUCACACAAUCAGCAAGGUCUCGACAACUUCUCAGAAGAGCGGAACAGCAAGUUGCAUCUCUUUGGCCUCUACAACCCUUGGUCGUGUCUUUAUGUUUCAAGAGAUCAUGGAUGCAACAAAUAAGUUUGAUGAGAGCUUGCUUCUUGGUGUGGGUGGUUUUGGAAAGGUCUACAAGGGGACAUUGGAGGAUGGCACUAAAGUUGCUGUCAAGAGAGGGAACCCAAGGUCUGAGCAAGGGCUGGCUGAAUUCCACACUGAGAUUGAGAUGUUAUCCAAGCUCCGGCAUCGUCACUUGGUCUCACUUAUUGGCUAUUGUGAUGAGCGCUCUGAGAUGAUUUUGGUCUACGAGUACAUGGCAAACGGGCCACUAAGGAGUCAUCUCUAUGGUGCCAACCUUCCAUCCCUCUCAUGGAGACAACGUCUUGAGAUCUGCAUUGGUGCUGCAAGGGGACUGCAUUACCUCCACACUGGUGCAGCCCAGAGCAUAAUCCACCGUGAUGUGAAGACCACAAACAUUCUCUUGGAUGAAAAUUUUGUUGCAAAGGUGGCAGAUUUUGGUCUUUCAAAGACUGGUCCAGCCUUGGAUCAGACCCAUGUGAGUACUGCGGUCAAAGGCAGCUUCGGAUACCUUGAUCCUGAGUACUUCCGGAGGCAGCAGCUAACUGAGAAGUCUGAUGUAUACUCUUUUGGCGUUGUGUUGAUGGAAGUCCUGUGUGCAAGGCCAGCACUCAACCCUGUGCUCCCAAGGGAGCAGGUAAACAUAGCAGAGUGGGCAAUGAGCUGGCAAAAGAAGGGCAUGCUGGAACAUAUUAUGGACCAGGCAUUGGCAGGGAAGAUCAAUCCGGCUUCCCUUAAGAAAUUUGGGGAUACAGCUGAAAAAUGCCUGGCGGAGCAGGGUGUCGACAGGCCAACAAUGGGAGAUGUGUUGUGGAAUCUUGAAUAUGCUCUCCAGCUUGAGGAGACUUCCUCACUUGCUGACCCAGAUGAGAACAGCAUAAAGAGCAUUCCUGGUAUCCUACUACCACGGAUGGAACCUUUUGAUAACAGUGUAAGCACGGUUGAGGCAGCAAACUCGGGUACUGGUACUGAUGAUGACAUCGAAGAUGCUACCACAAGUGCUGUAUUUUCUCAGCUUGUGAAUCCUCGGGGAAGAUGAGAAGAUCAAUCAAAUUGAGAUUGUCUUCAGACAUUAUAGGAUCAUGUAUGUGGAAAAAAAGUGGCCUUCUUGUUAAGUUCAAGAAGGCAUUAUCUUAUAUUUCUUUUAUCCUAAUAUUUGUUCAUGCGUCUUGUUUCAGUUUGUAACAUAUACUAUUUCAUUUUAAGUUAUGCCUCAGUGGCUUUACUUGUUCUACCUAUUUGCAGUUGUAAACUCAAAUGAACUCAGUUUCCCGAUACAGUUCAUUGAGAUCAAUCGGUCUAAAGAAUGCAGUAUCUAUGCCUAUAUUUUUGUA